CGCGGGGCGGGCGGCGGGGGCGCGCCUGGCGGCGGAAGGAAGGGGCGGCCGGGCCCGUCCCGUCCCGUCCCGUCGCGCCCCCGUCCGACGCCCGCCCCGUGUCGCUGUCGCCCCCUGGGCCAGGUGCAGCCCGCAGGGGUCCGGCGCCGUCCCCGCCUGGCGCCAUGGCCAUGAGGGAGCUGGUGGAAGCGGAGUGCGGGGGCUCCAACCCCCUGCUGAAGCUGGCCGGGCACUUCACGCAGGACAAGGCCUUGCGGCAGGAAGGGCUGCAGGGCUCCCUGGCCUGGCCCUCCGGGGCUCCCGGAGCAGCAGCCGUAUCCAAACCCCUGGGAGUAGCCUCUGAAGAUGAGCUGGUUGGAGAGUUCCUGCAAGAGCAGAAUGCCCCUUUACUGUCCCGUGCACCGCAGACCUUUAAGAUGGAUGAUCUGUUGGCUGAGAUGCAGGAGAUUGAGCAGUCAAGCUUCCGACAGGCCCCUCAGCGAGCUCCAGGUGUGGCAGACUUGGCACUGUCUGAAAACUGGACCCAGGAAUUCUUGGCCGCAGCAGAUAAUGCUGGUGAUGUCUCUUCAGAUUACAAUGAGACUGACUGGUCACAGGAAUUCAUUGCUGAAGUGACAGAUCCGCUGUCUGUGUCCCCUGCCAAGUGGGCAGAAGAAUACCUAGAGCAGUCAGAAGAAAAACUGUGGCUUGGGGAAUCGGAAGACCAGUCAUUGGCAGAUAAAUGGUAUGAGGAAUAUCAACCUGAGGAUGAUCUUAAGAAAACUGCUAGUGAUUUUCUUUCUAAAGUGGAUGAUCCAAAACUCAACAGUUCUGAGUUCCUAAAGUUUGUCCGCCAGAUCGGAGAUGGGAGGGUAUCGAUCGAAGCUAAUAAGGUGACCCACAGAGACCAAGAUCAGGCAGAGCAAUGGGCAGCUGAGUUUAUGCAGCAGCAGGGGGCAUCCGAUGCCUGGGUGGAUCAAUUUACGCGAUCUGGGAACAUGUCAGCUCUUGAUACGGAAUUUGAGCAGGCAAAGACUGCUGUGGAGUCAGAUGUGGACUUCUGGGACAAACUCCAGGCAGAAUGGGAGGAGAUGGCCAAGAGAGAUGCAGAGGCUCACCCUUGGCUCACUGAUUAUGAAGACCUCAACUCAUCUUCAUAUGACAAGGGUUAUCAGUUUGAAGAAGAUAAUCCCAUGAGAGAUCACCCUGAUGCUUUUGAAGAGGGGCGGAAGCGCUUGGCAGAAGGUGACCUCCCCAAUGCUGUCUUGCUCUUUGAGGCUGCAGUACAACAGAAGCCAGAUCAUAUGGAGGCCUGGCAAUAUCUGGGAACCACCCAAGCGGAGAAUGAACAGGAACUUUUGGCAAUCAGUGCUCUCAGACAAUGCUUGGAACUGCAGCCUGGGAACCUCACAGCUCUUAUGGCGUUAGCGGUCAGCUUCACCAACGAGUCCUUGCAGAAGCAGGCGUGUGAGACUCUGCGGGACUGGCUACGCCACAAACCUGCAUAUGCUCACCUGCUGGAGAAGGAGCCAGAGGAGAAUGCCUCAGGGUCAAAUCUUGGGCAUUCCAAGCGUGUGCUUGGUUCUCUGCUGUCUGACUCACUUUUUGUGGAGGUCAAAGAGCUGUUCUUAGCAGCUGUGCGCAGCAACCCCUCAACUGUUGAUCCUGAUGUUCAGUGUGGCCUGGGUGUCCUUUUCAACCUUAGUGGCGAAUACGAGAAGGCUGUGGAUUGCUUCAGUGCCGCACUUAGUGUGCGCCCCAAUGACCAUCUUCUAUGGAACAAGCUUGGUGCCACCCUGGCCAAUGGGAAUCGGAGUGAGGAGGCUGUGGCUGCGUAUCGGCGGGCACUGGAGCUCCAGCCAGGAUAUAUCCGCUCUCGAUACAACUUGGGCAUCAGCUGCAUCAACUUAGGUGCCCACCGUGAGGCUGUGGAGCACUUCUUAGAGGCUUUGCACAUGCAGCAGAAGAGCCGAGGUCCACGGGGGCAGCAAGGCGCUAUGUCUGACAACAUCUGGAGCACCCUUCGCAUGGCCCUCUCCAUGCUGGGGCAGAGUGACCUGUACAGGGCAGCUGAUGCCCAUGAUCUUCCCACACUGCUUCAGGCAUUUGGCCUCCAGCAGUGACUCUGGGAUGGGCUCCCCUGUGAGUGCAGGUUUGGCCCAGCCCAGCAGUGACCUUCCCUAGAAAGAAAAUGUUCAGUAGGGUUCACACACACCUUUGCUCUGUCUGGUAGGGCAGACCAAUGGCAGCCAUUUCUUGAAGGACCUCCUGCUGAAGUGUGGAACUUCCCCUAACUGUCUGUUGUGGCCUGAGCAUCUCUGAGCAGUUCACACUAUCAUAUCCGUGGCUGACUGACACUCUGCUAGGCAGAUGAUCAAAGCAGGAAAACAGCAAGUCUUGUAAACCAGUGUGGCUUUGAGACAUUACGAUAGCCAUUCUGCAGAGACUACCUGCUGGACAUGUCUUGAAGGCUGGUUGCUUUGGUGGGGUGUAAUUGCCAUUUGGUGAAACAUUGAAAAAUUCUGGGUUUUCAGUAUGCUUCCCCCAUGUAUGUGCUUGCAUGUGUGUAUAUGUGGGUUGCUAGAAAAAGCUGGGGACAGCAGUUCCCUUUUCUGGGUAACAGUAAACUCAUGGUACAACCAGAUGCUAAUUUCUCAGUGUCUUCAUGGGCCUUUUGAGAGCAGUGUGUUGCACUUGUGCUAGGGACAUGGGUGGAGGCCCUUAGCCUGUAGGGGUAAGAAGAGAUCCUAGGGCUCAGACUUGAGACAAUGCAAUAGGAAUAAAAGCCUAAAUGUAAUCUCCCAGAAUAUAGUGACGAAAGGGUCAAGUCUUAAUUUUUCACUUGAUCGUCUGUCAUCGUUUUUCCUUUGUGCAGAAGUUCCCCAUCUUGUCUGUACUAAAUCUUGUUAAUUAUAAAUAUCUGUAUAUGAUUCUGUUGGGGAAAAUGUUUUUAAUUGUAAAAUAUUUUGUAUAAUAGAGAGCGGGGAGAAUUAAAAUUGCCAAAAUGA
Molecule: messenger RNA, 2987 nt
Organism: Oxyura jamaicensis (ruddy duck)
Lineage: Eukaryota; Metazoa; Chordata; Aves; Anseriformes; Anatidae
Gene: PEX5
Product: peroxisomal biogenesis factor 5
Exons: 15
Coding region: 165-2102 (645 amino acids)
Biological process (GO): protein import into peroxisome matrix, docking
Cellular component (GO): peroxisomal membrane; cytosol
Molecular function (GO): protein binding
Source: RefSeq, a predicted model, not a curated record